AUGACCCAGCCUUUCUCCCUGGCCGACUGCGACGUGGUAGGCUUUGACCUCGAUCACACUCUGUGUUGCUACAACCUGCCAGAGAGCGCCCAGCUUAUCUAUGAUAGCUGUGCUCAGUACUUGGUAAAUGAGAAAGGAUAUGCUAAAGAGUUGCUAAGUGUACCUCCAGCAAGUUGGGAUUUUUGUUGCAAAGGUUUGGCAUUGGAUCUCGAAGAUGGAAAUUUUAUUAAGCUUGCACGUGAUGGAACUGUUCUGAGGGCAAGCCAUGGCACUAAAAUGAUGACUUCUGAAGAACUUUUGGGAAUAUAUGGAAAGAAGAAAUGGCAACACUUUACAGAGGACCCUUCAAUGGUUUCUCGCUCAGCAAAAUAUUAUUUCUAUGACAACUACUUUGACCUUCCUGGAGCCCUUCUUUGUGCCAGGAUUGUGGAUGGCUUAACUGGGGUAAAUAAUAACCUGGAAACAUUUGAUUUUUGGAAGGAUAUUCUUGCUAGUGUACACCAUAACUAUAAAACAACAGCUUUUAAAGAAAACUCUGGAAUGUAUUAUCCAGCAAUUAAAUGUCAUCCAGGAAAAUAUUUGAAGAUUUGUCCUGAAUCUGUAAAAAAGUGGUUUCGACAGUUGAAGAAUGCAGGAAAGAUUCUCUUAAUAAUCACCAAUUCAUAUAGUAACUACUGCAGACUUCUCUGUGAGUAUGCUAUUGGGAAGGAUUUUACAGAUAUUUUUGAUAUUGUGAUUUCAAAUGCACUGAAGCCUGGUUUCUUCUCAAAACAACCAAAUAAGAGACUAUUUCUAACAAUUGAGAAUGAUGAAGAACAAGAUGCUCUGCCCAGUCUAGAGAAACCUGGCUGGUAUUCCCAAGGAAAUUCUGACCAGCUGUAUGAACUCCUCAAGAAGAUGACUGGCAAGGCACAGCCCAAGGUUGUUUAUUUUGGUGACAGCAUGCAUUCAGAUAUUUUCCCAGCCCAUUACUAUAGUAACUGGGAGACAGUCCUCAUCUUAGAAGAACUCAGAGAGAAUGAAGACACAGUGCCUAAAAGGAAUGAAUCUGAACCUUUGGAGAAGAAAGGAAAGUAUGAGGGACAGCGCAUAAAGCCUUUAUAUUCAUUUUCUAAACAAUGGGGCUCUUUCUUUGUUGAUGGUAUUCUGGGUAAGGAGAACAUGGAGAAUUCUUUGACUUUCACAUGGUCUUGUAAACGAAUUCAUGAUUACAGCACUAUUACUGUCCCAAGUCUGGAAGCUAUUGCAGAUUUACCCUUGGACUACAAAUUUACCAGAUUCUCUUCUGAUGACUCAAAAAUGGCUGGUUAUUAUCCCAAACCCCCACUGGACAUAUUAUCAAGUGGAAAGUCUUUGACUACCAAAUAAGGCUUCCAUUUUUCCUAAAAACAAAAAGGAUAGUAAAUCAGUACUAUCAGAAUGGUAAUUUGUGAUGAAAAACACCUAGUAUCUGGCAUAUGUUUUAUUCAAAGCUAAUUCCAAAGAGCAAUACAAAUACAAAUUUGUACUUCAAACUUUUAUAUCGCCUGUGUUGGCUUGAAAACUUUCAUUGUGUUACCUUUUUUUUUUUUUUUUGCUUGCUACAUUGUUCUGUCUCAAGUUCAAUCACUUUAAAUGAUUUUGCUACUGAUUCUACAACCAAGACAGUUGUGUCCUGUGUUCUUUUGAUAUCUAUUUCAUAACAGUUGUUCUUUGUUACAAGAAGCAGACCAGAACCAAGAACUUAAAUGGGAGUUUG
This is a messenger RNA of Gracilinanus agilis (Agile Gracile Mouse Opossum), 1738 nucleotides long. It is a transcript of the gene NT5DC1, whose product is annotated as 5'-nucleotidase domain containing 1. NCBI's taxonomy places the organism in Eukaryota, Metazoa, Chordata, Mammalia, Didelphimorphia, Didelphidae. The transcript is spliced from 13 exons. Gene Ontology annotation, molecular function: 5'-nucleotidase activity. The coding region runs from base 1 to 1368 and encodes 455 amino acids. The record is from RefSeq and is a predicted model, not a curated record.